This is a messenger RNA of Penaeus vannamei (Pacific white shrimp), 833 nucleotides long. The record is from RefSeq and is a predicted model, not a curated record. Lineage: Eukaryota; Metazoa; Arthropoda; Malacostraca; Decapoda; Penaeidae.
AGAAACAUGGGUUUUAGCAGCUCCUUUUGCCUCCUUUCGGCGCUCCUUCUGCCCUGCUGUUGGACGAAGCCUCUUGUAGACCGUGAUGGGACGGGCGGUGUGCUGCCCUCCGAUUGUGGGCGUCCGCUUGGGUCCCGCAUUGUGGGUGGCGAGGAGACUACUGGCCAGCAGUGGCCGUGGGUGGUGAGUCUCAACAUGGUGUGGGGAAGCCACUUCUGCGGGGGCUCCUUCAUCACACGCCGCCACGUGGUGACUGCUGCUCAUUGCGUGUCCUUCUUCCGCCUCUUGCCGCACUUUCUGCGGGUGCGAGUGGGUGGCCACGGCGCGCAGGUCACCGCCCGCGUGGCCCUCGUCAGCAUCCACCCCGAUUUCGGACGCCUCGCCAAGUUCGACUCCGACCUGGCGCUGCUCACACUGACGGAGGCCGUGGUGUUCAACGCCGCCGCAGCGCCGGUGUGCCUGCCGACGGGCGGGGCGACGCCUGGCCGGGCGGCGACGGCCCUAGGCUGGGGUAAAGUCAGUGAGGACUCGCGGGUCUUCAGCCAGUCCCUUCGCCAGGUUGAGCUCCAGAUUCUAGACGAGGCCGCCUGUGCCAGAUAUGGCUCGUCGAUGACGAGCGGCAUGCUGUGUGCGGGCGUGAGCGGCGGUGGGCGCGACUCCUGCCACGGCGACUCGGGCGGGCCUCUCUUGACUCAGGACGAGGACUCCCGCUGGGUCCUCGCGGGCGUCGUCAGUUUCGGCCGAGGCUGUGGGCGCCCGGAUUAUCCGGGCGUGUACGUUGAUCUGUUCCACUUCAGGGACUGGAUUGCUGAAGUUGUUAAGCAAUAAAUACA